Messenger RNA from Penicillium coprophilum, 4011 nucleotides. RefSeq lists its product as uncharacterized. The annotation marks the transcript as partial. The record is from RefSeq and is a predicted model, not a curated record. The transcript has 3 exons. Gene Ontology annotation, molecular function: 5-oxoprolinase (ATP-hydrolyzing) activity. NCBI's taxonomy places the organism in Eukaryota, Fungi, Ascomycota, Eurotiomycetes, Eurotiales, Aspergillaceae. Gene Ontology annotation, cellular component: cytosol. Gene Ontology annotation, biological process: glutathione metabolic process.
AUACAGAAGAAACGAACGACGCACCAAAACUACGAAAACACAGACUCCAUUCCUAACAUCAUCAACAACAAAAUGACAUCCAGGGGGCUUCUCAUCGCCAUUGACCGUGGUGGCACAUUCACAGAUGCCUGGGCUCAAAUGCCUGGCCGUGAGGAACAUGUAAUUCGCAAAGUACUUUCUGAAUCACCCGACAAAUAUAGCGACGCACCGACCGAAUGUAUUCGACAGAUCCUGGAAAUCGCAACGGGUACCACCAUCCCCCGUGGGAUACCACUAGAUCUAGAAUGUGUCGAAUCAAUUCGCAUGGGUACCCCAGUUGCCACCAACGCACUCCUAGAGAGGAAAGGCGAACGCGUGGCAUUCAUCACCACUAAGGGCUUCAAGGAAGCUCUUAAAAUUGGCAACCAGGCUCGCCCAGAUUUAUUCGAUCUUACAGUAAAACGCCUCGACAAAUUAUAUGAAACCGUUGUCGAGGUUGAUGAGCGUGUGACUAUUGAGGGCUGGGGCGAAAAUCCAGAACCCACGACGAUUGAUAUUAGUUCCGAUGUGGACCUGCGGGAAGGCAUCACAGGAGAGGCAGUGCGGAUUCUCAAAAGCCCAAAUCUCGAUGCUGUCCGCAUCGAUCUCAAACGGCUUUGGGACCAGGGGUUCCGCGAUGUUGCCGUUGCUCUCAUGCAUUCAUACAUGUUUCCCGAUCAUGAACUUGCUGUCGCAGAUCUUGCCAAGGGGAUGGGCUUCAAUGUCGCUGUCUCCUCCAAACUUUCUUCCAUGGCAAAGCUCAUUCCUCGAAGUCAGUCAGCUGUGGCUGAUGCUUACCUAACUCCUGUCACAACACGUUAUCUCGAGAGCUUUAGGAAGGGCUUCAAGGGUCUGCUUGAAGACGAGAAUGGCAAGAAGCUCUUUCUCAAUCAGUCAGACGGCGGCCUGACUAACUUCAAAAAGUUUGCUGGUUUGCGCGGUGUACUUAGUGGUCCUGCUGGUGGUGUCGUCGGUGUCUCAAGAACUUGCUAUGACCCUAGUGACGCAACACCAUUGCUAGGAUUUGAUAUGGGUGGUACCAGUACAGACGUGGCUCGGUACUCAGGCGAGCUCGAACAUGUGUUUGAGAGCACUCUCGCGGAAAUAUCUAUCCAAACACCCCAGCUUGAUAUCAACACCGUCGCUGCAGGUGGUGGCUCCAUCUUGUCUUGGGAGAAUGGCCUAUUCAAGGUCGGCCCAGAAAGCGCUGGCGCCAACCCUGGGCCUGCUUGUUAUGGAAAGGGCGGACCUUUGACUGUGACAGAUGCCAACCUUUUCCUCGGCCGCAUUAUCAAGGAAUCAUUCCCAAAGCCUCUCGACACUGAUGCUGUCACGAAGAUGUUCCUAGAAAUAACGGCUACCAUCAACUCGGAGAAAGAUGGCAGCUCUUUCUUAACACCGGAGGAGGUGGCUUGUGGCUUUUUGUCUAUCGCCAAUGCAACAAUGACACGGCCAAUCCGCACGCUCAGCGAGGGACGCGGAUACGAGACUGCAAAUCACAACUUGGCUUGCUUCGGUGGUGCUGGUGGCCAACACGCUGUUUUCGUCGCCCGGGAUCUCGGCAUUCGUCGCGCCAUUAUCCCACGCUACUCUAGUAUUCUCUCUGCAUAUGGAAUGGCUCUUGCUGAUGUGACUGUUGAGAAUCAGGAGCCAGAAUCCCUGAUUUUCCACCCCGAUAUUGUGCCAAGGGUAGAGUCUCGCUUCAAAAGGCUUCGCGCGCAAGGCGAGCAAGGCCUAGCUGCCCAAGGUUUUGAUAUAUCAUCAAUCGAGCAUGAAAUGUAUUUGAACAUGCGAUACCGUGGAAGUGACACCAUGUUGAUGAUCCGACAGCCGGAGAACCUUGCAGAGUUUGGAAACGCAUUCACUCGCCGUCACGAGCAAGAGUUUGGGUUCUCCCAGCCGCGCGAUAUCCUAGUCGAUGACGUGCGUGUUCGCAGUGUUGGCAAGGCUAAAGACGUCCAGACUUCGAGCCCAUUCGAAGAGCUUAAGAAGCUCGAGCUAUCAUCCGCUCCUGAAUUUACGGAGCAGUCCAUUUCAAAGGUCUAUUUCGAAAAUGAGGGAUGGCUCGACAUUCCCGUUUACGAUCUGACUCACCUACCCGCCGGGGCUCGGAUCAGUGGCCCGGCCAUGAUCAUCGACAAGACCCAAACAAUUGUGGUCGACAGCAACAGCAAGGCUUUCAAGCUCCCCGAGCACAUCAUCCUCGAGAUCACUGACAGCGAGCGCAAGGCCGCCAGUACUGACGCCAUUGACCCCAUUCUCCUGAGUGUCUUCAGCCAUCGCCUCAUGAGUGUGGCCGAGCAAAUGGGCAAUGCGAUGCAAAAAACAUCCAUCUCAGUCAAUAUCAAGGAGCGACUUGACUACUCCUGUGCAGUCUUCAGCGCCAGUGGUGGCCUUGUCGCUAACGCACCUCAUAUCCCCGGACACCUCGGAUCCAUGGCUUCGGCAAUUGCAUACCAAGCCAAUCGCUACAAGAAGGGAGAGCUCAAGCCUGGUGAUGUGAUUCUGAGUAACCACCCUAUCGCAGGUGGAACUCAUCUUCCAGAUAUUACCUGUAUUACGCCAGUUUUUGACAACGACGAAAAUCCGACAAAGAUUCUGUUCUAUGUCGGCAACCGCGGCCACCAUGCCGACAUUGGCGGUAUCAUUCCCGGGUCUAUGCCACCCAACUCAACUGAGUUAUGGCAAGAGGGUGCCUCAUUUGAGUCUUUUAAGAUGAUCAAAGAGGGUGUUUUUGAUGAGGAAGGCCUGAUCGAUAUCUUGUAUCACGAGCCCGCUAAAUAUCCGGGAUGCAGUGGCACUCGUACACUGAAGGACAACAUUGCCGACUUGAAGGCCGCUGUAGCAUCCAAUCAGAGGGGUAUUCAACUCAUUCGAGCACUUGUUAAUGAGUAUACUUGGCCUGUGGUCGAAUUUUACAUGAAUGCGAUUCAAGAGAACGCUGCCCAGUCCGUGCGGGAGUUGCUCAAGGUCUUCUCGGACCGUUUUGAGGGUGCAGAUCUUGAGGCCAUUGACUACACAGACGACGGUACUCCGCUAGUGCUGCGAAUCGCCAUUGAUUCGGAAACGGGAGAGGCAAUUUUCGAUUUCACAGGUACCGGUCCCGAACACCAUGGUAAUCUCAACUGCCCGCCCGCUUGCAUAAUCAAUCCCCCAGUACUGCCUCCUUGCAUGAUCUCCUCCGACAUACCUCUCAAUCAAGGCUGCCUGCAGCCCAUCAAAAUCGUCUGCCCCAAGGGCACUCUCCUAACACCAUCCUUCACAGCGGCAACCGUUGGAUCAACAGGCGAGACAACAAACCGCGUCAUCGACCUAAUCUUCAAGGCAUUCCACACAGCUGCUGCAUCACAGGGUACAUGUAAUAACCUAACCUUCGGCUACGGAGGAAAAGAUCCCGUCACCGGCGAGGUCGUAAAGGGCUUCGGCUACUACGAGACGAUUGCCGGCGGCGCAGGUGCAGGUGCGGACUGGGAAGGCGAGAGUGGCGUCCACACCGGCGUGACAAACACACGAAUCGGCGACCCUGAGAUCUUCGAGAGACAGUAUCCCGUCAUUCUUCGCGAGUUUUCUAUUCGCAAGGGCAGUGGUGGAGCCGGUCUGCACCGCGGAGGUGAUGGCUGCGUUCGCGAUAUCGAGUUCCGCAUUCCUGUGCAGGUGUCAAUUCUCUCAGAAAGACGUGUCAAUGCACCCUACGGUCUUGCUGGUGGCUCCGAGGGUAUGCGCGGUGUCAAUAUCUGGGUCAGACAUGAUCCUAUCACUAAGGAGGUGCGACAUGUUGGCAUGAGCGGCAAGUCCUCUGCUAAUAUGCGUGCUGGUGAUCGUAUCAUUGUCAAUACGCCCGGUGGCGGCGGUUAUGGCAGAGAUCCCAAGGCGAGGGAGCCCAAGAAGCCCAAAGGUGAAUUCCGAGCGCAUGAAAAUUUCCUUAGAAAUCCAGCUUUGUUCAGGGCGUCGGGAAGUGUGGCGAAUAGGCAGGCUUUGGCGGCAUCUAACUAA